Molecule: messenger RNA, 483 nt
Organism: Opisthorchis viverrini
Lineage: Eukaryota; Metazoa; Platyhelminthes; Trematoda; Opisthorchiida; Opisthorchiidae
Exons: 4
Coding region: 1-483 (160 amino acids)
Source: RefSeq, a predicted model, not a curated record
AUGUUCAUCGAAACUCGGGGACUGCGUCUACCUGAUGAGCCCGAACUGGAGGGCGAAACCAGUAGUGGACUGUCGAAGCGUUUUCAGCAACCACGACGCGCCCAGACGGAAGAAAAAGCGCAUGUGCAGAGAGUGACGCAUCCCCAAGGCCACCAUCGGUACGACACGUCCGGAAAAAGUAGUUCCUUCGAAAGUCAACCUCUAGUAGCCAUUUCGAGGCUUCAUCCAACUCUGCGAGACAUCAGGCAAGUGGAGCUUGCUUUACGAAAUUCGAUUCUUUGCACAACUAUGCUACGGCAUAGCGGAUCCACUUCUAGACUGGCAAUGAACACUUCUGAAAAUUUGAAAAUAGCACUGACCGGCGAACAGAUUCAACCGACGGAUCGAGCCGAAGCCUAUGUUUCGGAUUCAAAACACCAGCCUGAGAAAGAAUUCCAUAAUCCAUGUGGUCCCUUAACUGUACUGAUUCUGAAGUACCGGUGA